GUGGAUGCUCAGCAGGGGUGUGUGAGAUAUUAGUGCGCUGUCAGCGGGAGGGGGGAAACUCCUCAGGGACUUCAACCAUCCUCAUACAGACAGAAGAGCCGGCAGUCGUCAGGAGGAAUAUGGGCAAAUCCGAAAGCCAAAUGGAUAUCAUGGAGAAAUCGAGUAAACCUGGGAAGCGUCGCUGGACUGUUGCAGAGAUCGGUCUCUCAGUGCUGCUGCUGUUGGUCAGCUGUGCCUUGGCUGGGCUGGUGGUCCUCUACACGUCAGUGGUGAAAGAACAUGCCACCAGGACGAGCGUGUCAAAGAGCUCAACAAGUGAAGGUCAGCUGUUACGCUCUAGCCCCAGGGAAGUGUGCACGACUGCAGACUGUGUCAUUGCAGCUGCUCGACUCCUCCAGAACAUGGACCAGUCAGCGAAGCCCUGCGAUAACUUCUAUCAGUAUGCUUGCGGGGGCUGGCUGGAGAGACAUGUCAUCCCAGAGACGAGCUCCCGCCACAGCGUCUUUGACAUUCUGAGGGACAAACUGGAGAUUGUCCUCAAAGGUGUUCUGGAAACAAAGAGUGAACAGGACAGAGACGCAAUAAAGAAGGCCAAAAUCCUGUAUGGCUCCUGCAUGAACGAUAGUCUCAUAGAGCAGCGGGACUCACAGCCCCUUCUGAAACUCAUCGACAGUGUCGGAGACUGGCCUGUGGCGUCAGAUGACUGGAACAUCACAACAGAGGAAUCAUGGAGCCUAGAGGACACACUUGCAACCCUCACUGGACGUUUCCACAAGAAAACUCUGCUGGACAUGUAUGUGUGGACAGAUGAUCGUGACUCUCGACGUCAUAUUAUUUAUAUUGACCAGCCAGGACUUGGAAUGCCAUCAAGAGAUUAUUACUUCAAUGACGGAAACUACAAAAAGGUUCGGGAGGCCUACCUUCAUUUCAUGGUUUCCAUCGCAAAGAUAACCCGAGAGGACAGGAACUUGACUCAGGAUGACGACCGCGUGUGGGAGGAAAUGAUGCAAGUGCUGGAUCUGGAGACAGACAUUGCCAAUGCUACAUCACCAGCAGAGGAGCGUCAAGAUGUGACCGUCCUCUACAACAAGAUGACUCUGGGAGAGCUACAGAGCACUUACAGCCUUAAUGGUUUUAACUGGACACGAUUUAUUCAAGGAGUGCUGUCAGGUGUGUCUAUCGAAGUGCAGCUGGAGGAGGAGGUGGUGGUUUACAGCUCUCCCUACCUCGAGAAGAUGGAUGACGUACUCUCCAGACACAGUGCCAGAACUAUGCAGAACUACCUCAUCUGGCAGCUCAUCAUCGACAGGGUAAACAGCCUGAGCCGUCGUUUCAAAGAUGCCAGAGCACGUUACCGAAAGACUCUCUAUGGGACCACUGUUGAGGAUGCUUGGUGGAGGGAAUGUGUCCGUUAUGUUCAGAGCAGCAUGGAGAACGCAGUGGGAGCUCUGUAUGUUCGAGAGACCUUCGCUGGUGAGAGCAAACAAAUGGUCAGCGAUCUUAUCAGUAAGAUCCAGCAGGCGUAUGUGGAAACACUGGAAGAGUUAAACUGGAUGGAUGCUCCCUCCAAGGAGAAGGCAAGAGAGAAGGCCAUGGCAAUCAAGGAGCACAUUGGUUACCCAGAUCAUAUUCUGCAGGACAGCAACAAGAAGCUUGACCAGGAGUAUGCUCAUCUUAAUUUUAGUGAAGAGCUCUAUUUUGAGAACAUCCUGGAGAACCUGAGGUCGGAAGCACAGAGGAGCCUGAAGAAGCUCAGAGAGCCGGUUGACCCUGACCUGUGGAUCAUUGGUGCUGCUGUGGUGAAUGCCUUUUACUCUCCCAACAGAAACCAGAUAGUGUUUCCAGCAGGAAUCCUGCAGCCGCCUUUCUUCAGUAAACAGCAGCACCAAGCCCUCAACUUUGGAGGGAUUGGAAUGGUUAUCGGCCAUGAGAUCACACAUGGAUUUGACGAUAACGGGCGUAAUUUUGACAAGGAUGGUAAUAUGCUAAACUGGUGGAGUAAUUACUCUGCGGAGCAUUUUAAAGAGCAGUCACAGUGCAUGGUGCAACAGUAUGGCAACUUCAACUGGAAGCUAGCAGGUGGACAAAACGUUAGUGGUAUCAGCACUCUGGGGGAGAAUAUUGCAGACAAUGGAGGCGUUCGUCAAGCAUAUAAGGCCUAUCUGAAGUGGGUGGAGAUGCAGGGUGAAGAGCCUCAUCUUCCUGGCUUAGACAUGGACCACAAGCAACUUUUCUUUCUUAACUUUGCCCAAGUGUGGUGUGGUGCUUAUCGGCCUGAGUACGCCAGCCAGUCAAUCAAGACUGACUCACACAGUCCCUUGGAAUACAGGGUGCUCGGCUCUCUCCAGAACUUCGAAGCGUUCUCAGAAGCUUUUCAGUGCCAAAAGGGGAGUCCAAUGAACCCCAAGCAGAAGUGUCGUGUCUGGUAGAAAGUUUUACUCUCCAGAUGUUUAUUUCUAGACAGGACACCUCAAAUGUAAAAGAGGAAGUAGUUCUUGUUCAACCUACAGAGACAUUGUCCUUAUUUCAAUAUAUUGGAGCAGAGUGAUGACAGAUGUUUGCAUAUAAUGUAGAUGUAUUUAAAUUGGCUAAAAUCCCAGACCACACACUAGUUAAAUUCUACAAGCAUGUAUACUAUAAAAAAACUUGAGUUUCUUCUCAAGUUUAACGUGUUAUGGAAAAGUUGGUCAUCUGUCAGAAUAACAGAUGAGAAAGAAGAGUGACUUACGUGAAAAGGUUAGCGCCUUAGAGGAUGCCACUUUUGAAAGAAUCCAUACAUUUUGUCUGUUAAAAUCUUGUGACUUAAAAAUUUACAUCUGGCACAGAGUUACCUCUGUCUGACUGAAUGUUUUCAAGAUGUGCCGCCACAGAAGUGACAUGGGUGAAAAAAAAUCCAACUCUAUCACUAGACUAUAAAAUAAAUGAAAUCUGUGGGCUUUGCUGAAGUUAUGCUUCGAUAGUAUUAGUCACACUCUGAGAGUUUUGCUCAUUCACUGUUACAUUUAACAAAUUAUCUAAAGACUUUAAGACUGUUAAAUCUUUGCAGCUUUAACCUUAAAUUAACUUUCUGCUAAAGCUGCUGCUUUCAGCAUUUUUACACUGACAGAGUGGAAAAAAUAUUUAAUAUUUAUGAACCUAUUGAGUUCUUUUUGAGGGACAUUUUUUUCUAAGUUUCUUUAUUAGGUUCUGCAAAGGAUCAUUGCUGAAAACUCACUGCAGAAAUUUCUAUGUAUAUCAUGACUGUUUGCUGUUAAAAACAUAUUUAGGUAUUUUGAAAAAUAUUGAUGGUCUUCUGCUUUGUAGCUUGAGUUCAACACAGCUGUUAGUGAAAGAGUGGUGAGAUGAUGAAAACUCUUACCCUGUUGCUAAUUGUUAAUUUUUCAGAUGGCUGCUAAUCACAUGAUUCUAUUUACCCCUUAAGUACAGUUUUAAGAGGCUUUGAAGUGUUUAAAAUGGGCCACCAAAAUGAUUCACAUGUGCCAUUUGUAGGACGGUGCUUGCAUACAUUUAUUUAGAUUAAACAUGUUUAAAUUAGAAUUAAAUCACCCAUAUUAGUGCUGCAAAUGGGCAGUGUUGGGUAGCGUUACUUUUGAAACUAACUCAUUAGAUUACUGCAUUACAUACUGAGAAAAGUAAUUCAUUACGUUACUGCGUUACCUACUUCUAAAAAAACACAUUAGAGUACUUUUGCAUUACUAAAUAGUAAAACCCUUUAGCCACUUGUUCUACUCUGCGGUUGUAAAAACAGAUAACAACCGCACAUCUGCAUUUGAAUGUGCAGACUCUAAUGCCAAUGUACAGCCUGAACACCAAUUUACAGCCCAUAAUCUGUAUCUCUGCGGCCUGAGAACACCGCUAACAGAAAGGAAAACCUUCACAGCUCUCUAACAUGUUCACAAUCUGACAACAAGCUGAGCAGAGGCAGACAGAAUUACUCAAAUGCUGUGCGUAAUAACAGCGCGUAAUUGAAACAGCUGCACAGCUGAAUCAAUGAUAGCAAACGGAGCUUUUAAACUUAUGUUUCACUGUGAUGCUGUUAUUGUCACUUUUAUCUAAAAAUCCAUAAUAAUUGGGAUAAUUCCCCAGUGUCAUGCUGUCCUCUCUAUCAUCGGGCUGGUUCAACAAGCUAACAACGGGCACGUAAUGGCACAGAAUGUUUACCUUCUCUGGCACGGCACUACGUGCCAACGUGACUACGGGAAGAAAGAAGGCCAGACAGAGCAGAUGCUUCAAGGAGCUUCUUUUUUUUCUUCCUCUCUUUUUGAAGCCACGGAAGAGAGAGGAAAUUUGGGAUUUUUCUUUCAGUAACGGAUUACUUUUAUGAAAAUGUAACGAUUAACGGAAUUACUUGAGUUUUAAAACCAAUGCGUUACAUUACUCGUUACAACAAAAAAGUAAUCUGAGAACUCUAAUGGAUUACUUUGUAACAUGUUAUCCCCAACACUGCAAAUGGGGGUUAGUUGUUCACAGCAGCAAACAAUAAAAGCAAAACAGAUGAAGAACAUUUAAAGAUCUGCAGUUGUUCCCAGUGUCAUAUCACACAAUCACAGAAAAAAUAUUUAAAAUAUAUUUUAAAAGUUUCUUUUUAACUUGAAAUACUGACUGAUUUGAUAAGAAACGGUACUUUCCUCUAUACCCUGGUGAUUAUAAAGCUGUUUGCCUCUAGGCAUGGCCAAUUACAUGCUAAAGGGGGCAGCAGGAAGAACCUUCACAGAUAGCAUCACACAUGGACGAGCAGCAGAUGAAGUGGUUUGCCCUCUGAUUGACUCAAUUGACAUUGAUCAGCUCUGUGUAAGAUAAAAGGAUGGAGUGCAGUAAGCUGAAGCAUGGUGACCGCUGCAAGCUGAACCACAAGCUCUGUGACAGAAAGGCAGGACAAAGGGGGCUUGCCAUUAUAAAGCCGGCCAGGGACAGGACUGUUAUUUUGUAUCUUUAUUAACAAGUAAUGAUGGGAGAAUCAAAGCAGAAAGGAUGGAUGUUGUAUCUGCAGGAUGUUUUUUUUUUUCAUGCUGAACAGAGCUUUCAUUUAGCAGAAAAAAACAGCCUGUUUUGUUUGUUUGCUUGUCAUUGGUCAGAUUCAAAAUGCUGUGGUAACCCGAGCAAGACUUUAAGCCCUCAACAGAGGCUGUUGAAUUGAAUGUGCAUAUUGAAGCUUUAAGCUCUCAGUCUUCACACAUUGGCAUUUACUGUUGCUUUUAGCUACUCAGAAUGUAAAUGUUGAUAACAUGCUGCCACGUUUAAGCUGAACUUUGGCAUUUUGGGAAAUACACCAGUGGACUUUCUGGAGAUAAGAUGAAAGGUAACACUUAAGACACAAUCCUGAUUAUUAAUCAUGAAUUACAGUCAGAAAGUUAGGUGAGGUUAGGUUAGGUUAGGCUAACUUAGGUCAGGUUAGGUUAGGUUAAGUUAUUUUAAGUUAGGUUAGA
Messenger RNA from Cheilinus undulatus (humphead wrasse), 5426 nucleotides. RefSeq names its product membrane metallo-endopeptidase-like 1 (gene mmel1). Gene Ontology annotation, biological process: protein processing. Gene Ontology annotation, cellular component: plasma membrane. The record is from RefSeq and is a predicted model, not a curated record. The coding region runs from base 120 to 2429 and encodes 769 amino acids. Lineage: Eukaryota; Metazoa; Chordata; Actinopteri; Labriformes; Labridae. The transcript is spliced from 24 exons. Gene Ontology annotation, molecular function: metalloendopeptidase activity.